UUAUUCCAGCUGAGUUUUCUUGUAUAAUUUCCACAACUAAAGGUCUGAACCAGCUGGUGCAAUGUCAUUCUCCGUGUACCGGCACACCGCACGCAACUGGAAAUAACUGCAUCGGCGCGGUAUACAAAGGUCCUGUUGCUGUGUGCCCCUCCACGUUCCCCCGGAAACAUGGCUGUUGUGCGGCAGUUCCGCCUCCUUUUGUGGAAGAAUUACAUCCAGCAGAAACGUCAGAUUGUGGUGACGGUCAUCGAGAUCGCCCUCCCGCUGCUCUUCGCUGCCAUCCUGAUCGCUCUGAGGCAGCGCGUCCACUCCACCACCUUCCCCAACGUCACCUCCUUCCACAACUUCUCUAUCGCAGCCCUCCCCCAGCCCCUGGGCUGGGAGAAUCUAGAGCUGGCCUUCAUCCCCGGCAAUGUGAGCACGGUGCGAAGCCUCGCCGGCGACGUGGGGAAGCAGUUCAAACCCGGGCUGAGAGCUCGUUAUUUCGAUACGGAAGCCGAGUUUGAGAAUUCUGUCCGGGAGGAUCCUGAAUUGGGGAAUAUCCUGGCUGCAGUGGUGUUUGAGCACCCGUUCAGUCACAGGGAUGAGCCUCUGCCUCUGCAGGUGAGCUACCACCUGCGCUUCAAGUACAGCCCUCGAAACGCCCCGGCACAGGAGAGGACGAGGCUGAACCCCAACAGUGACCGGGACUGGCACACCCACAAGCUCUUCCCCCUGUUCCAGCUCCCUGGACCCAGGGAACGGGAUUACAACCAAGGGGGCACUCCAGGGUACUACAGAGAGGCCUUCCUGGCGGUCCAGCAUGCGGUGGACCGGGCCAUCAUCGGCUCAUACGGAAACGGGUCCAGAGCAGCUCUGCUGGAGAAGGUCUCGGUCAGCCUUGCCCGGUUCCCCUUCCCCCCCUUCAUCAACGACGUCUUCAUCCUGGCCAUCCAGAACCAGCUGCCCCUGCUCCUGAUGCUCAGCUUCACCUACACAGCGCUCAACAUCGUGCGGGCCGUGGUGGAGGAGAAGGAGAGGAAGCUCAAGGAGUACAUGAGGAUGAUGGGGCUCAGUAACUGGCUCCACUGGACAGCCUGGUUCAGCAUGUUCUUCCUCUUCCUGCUCAUCUCGGUCUUCUUCGUCACGCUGCUCUUGUGUGUCAAGGUGAGUCCUAACGGUGCGGUGCUGACCAAUAGCGAGCCCAGCUUGGUCUUUGUGUUCCUGCUGACGUUCGCCUUGUCCACCAUCGCGUUCUGCUUCAUGGUCAGCGCUUUCUUCUCACGAGCGAAUGUGGCGGCCGCGGCGGGGGGCUUCCUCUAUUUCUUAUCCUACAUCCCGUACUUCUUCAUCGCCCCGCGCUACGACCUGCUGUCUCACGCGCAGAAGGUGUCCGCCUGCCUCAUCUCCAACGUGGGCAUGGCCAUGGGGGCGCAGCUUAUCGGGGUGUUCGAGGGGAAAGGGAGCGGGAUCCAGUGGAAUAACCUGCUGGAGCCGGUGAGCGUGGACGAUCCCUUCUCUCUGGCGCAGGUCCUGGGAAUGCUGCUGCUGGACUCGCUGCUUUACGGGCUGCUGGGCUGGUACGUGGAGGCGGUCUUCCCAGGAGAGUAUGGGGUACCCCUGCCCUGGUACUUCUUCAUGCUGCCCUCGUACUGGUGCAGUACUCCACACCAGGCCCUGGUGAAGGAGAAGGAGGAGGAGGAGGAUGCAGAGAAAGCUGUGAAGGGAGAGUUCAUUGAGGAGGAGCCAGCCGGGCUGGUGUCGGGGGUCAAAAUCAAACACCUGGCCAAGGUGUUCAGAGUUGGCAACGUGAAUAGGGAGGCGGUGCGAGACCUGACCCUGAACAUGUAUGAGGGGCAGAUCACAGUCCUGCUGGGACACAACGGGGCUGGGAAGAGCACCACGUUGUCCAUGCUGACCGGCCUGUUCCCCCCAACAAGCGGCCGUGCCUACAUCAACAGCUAUGACAUCUGCCAGGACAUGGCCCUGAUCCGCCGCAGCCUUGGCCUCUGCCCUCAGCACGACGUCCUCUUCCACAACCUCACCGUCCAGGAGCACCUCCAGUUCUUCGCACAGCUGAAAGGGUAUCCUCGAAAGAAGACCCCAGAAGAGGUGGAGCGGAUCUUGCAGAUCCUCAAUCUGGAGGACAAGCGGCAGUCCCGGUCCAAGACUCUGUCUGGGGGGAUGAAGCGGAAACUGUCCAUCGGGAUCGCACUCAUCGGAGACUCCAAGGUGGUGAUGCUGGAUGAGCCCACAUCGGGGAUGGACCCUGCUGCCCGGCGGGCCACGUGGGACCUGCUACAGAGCCAGAAGCGCGGCCGCACCAUCCUGCUGACCACGCACUUCAUGGACGAGGCUGACCUGCUCGGGGACCGCGUCGCCAUCAUGGCAGAGGGGGCGCUGCAGUGCUGCGGCUCAGUGCUCUUCCUCAAGAACAAGUAUGGUGCUGGCUACCACAUGGUGAUCGUGAGGGAGCCCCUGUGUGACGUGCCGGAGAUCACGCGGCUGGUGAAGACGUACGUGCCCAACGCCUCCAUGGAGAGCAGCGCCGGCGCAGAGCUGUCCUACAUCCUGCCCAAGGAGAGCACUCACAGGUUUCAGCUGCUGUUUGCUGAGCUGGAGAUGAAGCGGGCGGAGCUGGGCAUUGCCAGCUAUGGAGCGUCGGUCACCACGAUGGAGGAGGUGUUCCUCAGGGUGGGGAAGCUGGUGGACUCCAGCCUGGAUAUCCAGGCCAUUCAGCUGCCAGCCCUGCAGUACCAGCACGAGCGGCGCUCACAUGACUGGAGCAGGGACGACGCCAGCAGCCUGAGCGGUAUUACCGGCAUCACUGACAACAGCGGAACACUCGCCUCGGAGGACUGCUCCAACAUCAAACUCAACAUGGGGGCGAUGCUCUUCCUGCAGCAGUUUUACGCCAUGUUCCUGAAGAGGGCGCUGUACAGCUGGCGCAACUGGAAGGUCAUGGUGGCUCAGUUCCUGGUGCCGCUGGUCUUCACCGUGCUGGCACUGGUCGUGGCACGCACCUUCCCCGGGGCCAACGACUCCCCUCCACUGCGUCUGGCCCUUAGCCACUACGGCCCCACCACUGUGCCCGUCGCCCUUGAGCCCGGGGCCAGGUCCUUCGCCGCGGCCCUGGCUGCAGCCUACACCGGGCAGCUCCCGGACCAGCUGGGGCAGGCCAGGAACAUCUCCAACCUUCCAGAGUAUGUGUUACUGGCCUCAGCGGAGGAGGGAGGCGCCUUUAACGAGCACUGCGUGGUGGGUGUGUCCUUCGGCGAGGGGAGCGCUCAGGUGACGGCCACGGCGUACUUCAACAACCAGGGGUACCACACGCCUGCAACUGCCUUGAUGCUGCUCGACAACGCCAUCUACAGGCUGGUGGCGGGACCCAACGCCUCCAUCAGCACAGGCAACCACCCCCAGCCACGCAACAUCUCCGAGGCUGCGCACGACCAGAUCACCGAGGGUCAGACCGGUUUUGCCAUUGCCAUUAACCUGAUGUACGGGAUGGCAUCUCUGUCGAGCACUUUCGCCCUGCUGAUGGUCACCGAGCGAGCGCUCAAGGCCAAGCACGUGCAGCAGGUCAGUGGCGUCUACGUCUCCAACUAUUGGCUGUCUGCCCUGCUGUGGGACCUCAUCAACUUCCUGCUGCCCUGCAUGCUCAUGCUGGUGGUGUUCAGAGCCUUCGACGUGCGGGCGUUCACGCAGGACUACCACCUGGGGGCGCUGCUGCUUAUCCUGCUGCUGUAUGGCUGGGCGGUCAUCCCUCUCAUGUACCUGCUGAGCUUCCUGUUCUCUACCGCCGCCACAGCCUACACCCGCCUCACCAUCUUCAACAUCCUGUCAGGCACAGCCACCUUCCUCGCCGUCACCAUCAUGGGCAUCCCCGAGCUGGGUCUGGUGGAUCUGUCCAGGACGCUGGGCAAGGUGUUUCUGUUCUUCCCCAACUACUGCCUGGGCAUGGCCAUCAGUGACUUCUACCAGAACUACGAGUUCAAGCAGUUCUGCACCUCCUCCUUCAUGAGCAAACUCAUCUGCCACAAGUACAACAUCACAUACCAGGAGAACUAUUUUGCGAUGGAGACCCCGGGGGUGGGGCGCUUCCUGCUGUCCAUGUCAGUGCAGGGCGUGGUCUUCAUGAUCCUCAUCUUCAUCAUCGAGAUGCACUUCCUGCAGAGACUGAGGCAGCUGUGCUGUGUGCUGUGCAGGAGGCACAAGAGGGUGGCGGCGGUGAGUGGCGCCGCCCUGCUGCCCGAGGACAGAGACGUGGCGGAAGAGAGGAAGCGCGUCCUCGAGUGCCAGCCGGCGGUGGAGUCCAUGGUGGGGAGCCCCCUGAUUAUGCAGGAGCUCAGCAAGGUGUACAGCAGCGGUGAGACCCUGCUCGCGGUGGACCGGCUCUCGCUGGCCGUCACCAAGGGCGAGUGUUUCGGCUUGCUGGGGUUCAACGGCGCCGGGAAGACCACCACGUUCAAGAUGCUGACGGGGGACGAGACGGUGACCAGCGGAGAUGCCUUUAUCGACGGCUACAGCGUGCUGAGCGACAUCAAGAAGGUCCAGCAGCGGAUUGGCUACUGCCCUCAGUUCGACGCCCUCCUGGAUCACAUGACUGGGCGGGAGACUCUGCGCAUGUACGCGCGGCUGCGGGGGAUUCCAGAGCAGUACGUGGAGGGCUGCGUGGAGAACGUGCUUCGAGCCCUACUGCUGGAGCCCCACGCAGACAGACUGGUGCGCUGCUACAGCGGGGGGAACAAGCGGAAGCUGAGUGCAGGGAUGGCACUGAUCGGGGGCCCGCCCGUCAUCUUCCUGGACGAGCCCUCCACAGGGAUGGACCCGGUGGCUAGGAGACUGCUGUGGGAUGCAGUGACCCGGACCCGCGAGUCAGGCAAGGCCAUCAUCAUCACCUCCCACAGCAUGGAGGAGUGCGAGGCCCUGUGCACCCGGCUGGCUGUCAUGGUGAAUGGACAGUUCAAGUGCCUGGGCAGCCCACAGCACCUCAAGAGCAAGUUUGGCAGCGGCUACACCCUGAUGGCCAAGAUGAGGGUGGAGGUGGAGGAGCAGGACCUGCAGCCUCUCAAGGACUUCAUCGAGAGCACCUUCCCUGAGAGCGUGCUCAAGGAUGAACACCAGGGAAUGGUGCACUACCACCUGACUGACACGACUCUCACCUGGGCUCAGGUGUUCGGGACAAUGGAAGCCGCCAAAGAAAAAUACGCGAUCGAGGAUUACUGCGUGAGCCAGAUCUCCCUGGAGCAGGUAUUCCUGAGCUUCACCCAGUUCCAACAUUGCACAGAGGGGAGCAGAAAAUAGCAGCGCAGCCCCUGCCCCACACACACACCCCUCUGAGGAGAGGCUGGGCAAGGGGAGCCUUGAUGAGAACACCUGGUCUAGACACCUGCAGACCCUCACCGUCCCACAGCCUGAAGAAGGGAAAACCUUUGUUUGAGCAGAGUGCACUAGCAGCAAUGCGGUCCGCUCUCAUGUACUUUAUAUACAAAAUACUUGAUGAAUUAAGAUAUCUGAAGUAUGUUUGGGGGAUUUGCACCUGACUGUACCAUCGGCAUACCUUCGGUUACAGACUCUCCUAGCUUCUUCUCAUUUGGAAACGUCGCCACUAGACUGGAAGUGGUUUAUCUUUAGAACACUUCAGCCUGUAAUCUAAUCCAACUGAUUAUUAUUAAUAUUAUUUUUUUUUAUUUAUUUAUUUAAUUUUUUUAUAUGGUCUUAACUGUUCAGAAGAGAAAUGAGGGAGUUACUUCCUGGAAUUAUCGCUACAAAUUAAUUCAUGUAGAUCAUUUAGCUUCAGUUUAAAAAAGUAGUAUCCUGGAAGCAGCUUUUUUCAAAAAUAUAAAUAAUAAUUUGCAUGAUUCCAUUUCCUUUUCAUGAUGCAUGUUUGGGGUAAAACUACUGAAUGAAUGUAUCUGACAGGCACACUGUGUACAGUAAUUGUGCAGUGCAUGGUAAAGGAGAAAUAUGUGCCCUCUUUCAGCAGCUCAUCAUUUUCAGGUAUUUGUGGAAUUAGUUCACUUAUGCAUUCAAAAGACUUUGAUGUCUGCUUAAGGCCACAUCAAAGAGUUGUGAGUGGGUUAUCUCACUGAGGAUCUGCAGUACGAUCCCUCUCCUCUGAGUGGGGCUGUGGUGUACAAAUACAACAGAGAGAGGACAGCCAUGCUGCCGUCCUGACUGCCUCAAUGCAAGCUGUCACUUUAUUAUUACCAUUCCAUCCUUUAGAAAUCAGCCUCCUCAGAAAACUGGCUCUCUGAACAUGGGACCAGCCCAAAACAAACAAGCGUGCAGGCAAGCAAGCAAGGUACUUUAUUCAGAUGUCUAAUAAGGUACUGGAGGGAACUGCUUUAUGUGUUUGUGACUGACGUGCUUGUUUCUGUGUAGAAACCACUGUGUAGACUCACACUGGCCUCCACAGCUCGUCUAAGCUGGGUGUGUAACAUAUUUAAGUUACUUUAAGUUACACAUUUCUGUAGUGAUAGGACCUCUGACAAUGGCAGAACUGCGUCCUCCGCAGUGUCUAACUGAGUCAUGCUAUUGAGUGUAGUAAGGGAAUGGCUGAAGUGCUGUAUAGGGGAUAUGUAAUCUGUUGAUGUACUCAUACUCAUGACACCUCACUUUGCUACACUGAUAAAUGUAAAUGUUGCACUACUGAUUUCUGAAGGAUGCAUUCACUAAAACAUUUGAUUUGGGGGGGGGGGUGUUAUAAUUCCUAUGCCUUUUUAAAAGAUUAAACUGCAAAACGUUAGCACUGUCCACACUAACACAGUGCUAACGUUUUGCAGUUUAAUCUUUUAGAGCGUCUCAUCCAAUAGGAGGAGACCUGGAUUAUUGCAGUCCUUAGGCAAGUUCUUGAAGAAAGUUCGAAAGGUCAAAGUGACCUCUGCUUAACUAACCAAUCUGAUGAUACUUUAGGUGGAUUUGAAGUUGUUAAGCGAACUGCGACUGCAGGUCCUGGGGAUGCACGUUGUCACAGUGCUGACAGUGCUGACUAAUGUUGGCGGUUGUCGUUAGAGGCUAUAUCUGGAGACUGCAAGUCAGGACUUCAAAGCUUAGCAUGGACAUCUGUUAUUCUACAUGAUGUAGGUGUAGCUUAUAGUGAUUGUUUUUCUUUCUUUAAAUCAUUUUCCAUUU
Messenger RNA from Polyodon spathula (Mississippi paddlefish), 7116 nucleotides. It is a transcript of the gene abca3b, whose product is annotated as ATP-binding cassette, sub-family A (ABC1), member 3b. Gene Ontology annotation, cellular component: intracellular membrane-bounded organelle; membrane. The transcript is spliced from 31 exons. The record is from RefSeq and is a predicted model, not a curated record. Gene Ontology annotation, molecular function: ATP binding; ATP hydrolysis activity; lipid carrier activity. Lineage: Eukaryota; Metazoa; Chordata; Actinopteri; Acipenseriformes; Polyodontidae. Gene Ontology annotation, biological process: transmembrane transport; lipid transport. Bases 169 to 5286 code for a protein of 1705 amino acids.